Messenger RNA from Penicillium maclennaniae, 1470 nucleotides. Its product is annotated as fungal specific transcription factor domain-containing protein. The coding region runs from base 1 to 1470 and encodes 489 amino acids. The record is from RefSeq and is a predicted model, not a curated record. Gene Ontology annotation, molecular function: carboxy-lyase activity; zinc ion binding; DNA binding. Gene Ontology annotation, biological process: DNA-templated transcription. The transcript is spliced from 6 exons. NCBI's taxonomy places the organism in Eukaryota, Fungi, Ascomycota, Eurotiomycetes, Eurotiales, Aspergillaceae.
AUGGACUCCAAAACUCCCCUUGAAAGAUGGAAGUCACUGUUGACUGUGUUGCCCCAGAGAUCAGAGGUCUUAAAGUUUUUCCACUACUAUAAAGUCACAGCUUAUCCAUUUAAUCCGAUUCUCGCCGAGAUAGACCGCUUUGAGACUGACCUUUGCACAUAUCUCAAUGCCCACGCGACGGGCCAACUGCGCGACCCGAAGAGAAUCACCGAUCGUUGGGCAACCGACAAGUCCAUUGGCCACGUGAGCCUUCUACUAGCUACAUUAGCAGCAGGGGCACAUUAUUCCGAUCUUGAAUAUCCACAACGACUCGAACUAUCAAUAGAUUUUGCUCGUCGAUCGUUCCAUGCUCUUCGCUUGGCCAACUUCCUAUUUCGGCCAUCACUUGAUAUUGUUCAAGCGCUACUAAUUCUGGGAAAUACGCUGCAGAACAUGGGUCAGUCUGAUGCCGCCUGGGCCUUGCUUGGGACGACUGUUCGAUUAGCUCAGACUAUGGGGCUGCACACUGAAAGAAGUACCAUUCAUUGGCCUGAGAAUGUGAGGAACAAGGCGAGGACUCUUUGGUCGACGGUGGUCUGGCAAGACAGUUUACUAUGUCUUUGCUAUGACCGACCACCUAUUGUUUCCAUCACGGGGUGGUCUCUGCCCAAAUCCUUCUAUGAGAGACAAGAUCUGUCCUACACGGAAGUCAUGCACUCUAUCUGUCUUCUUGGCCUGGACAUUAUGCGACCGGAUGAUCUUGGGGUCGUUGAGAGUGAUCGAGCAUUGGAAGGGCUGCAGCGGCUCGACGAUGCUCAACAACGCGGCCUGCCUUACCUUCGAUCACGAGCAAAUUGCACAACACUCCAACAGAAUCUCGAGCAUCUAGCUCUCAGAAUGCAUACUUCUUUCUGUGUGUCGGUCCUUUGCCGACCGGCAAUGAAGCAGGCCACGUCAGAGGCCCUCGUUCCCCACGCUGAUUUUCUUCGAGCUCGCGCCAAGGGAGGUUUGAUGGAUGCAGCAAAGGCUUUUCUUGAUUUUCAAGCUCUCAGUAUUGUUCCAUUGCGGAGCUGGUCAAUGGUACAUACUGUGCUAAGCUCGACUUUACUGCUUUGUAUCUGGGAAGAGACUCGCAACGACCCCGAAUGUCGCAGUCUUCAACAGAGAGUCAUUGACGUGUUCUCAUCAACAGAUUCAAGAACCUCUGAUGAUGGAGUUUCCAUGAAUGAAGGUGAUGGCCAGUGGCUGUCAGCGCGUCACAUCCGAGCUCUGGUGACUUUACGAAGCGCACUGGAACGGGAGGAAGAGGCGGGUGCUGCCGAGGCAUCCAACUGGGCGGGAAUGACUCAGAAUGUGGUGCCCCAAUUCGGAUCCGGACCAGACGGGCUCAUGGAUGUGCCAAAUCCAUUCGACUUUUCACCUGUCACAUAUUUGGACUCAAUCAUGAACGUUCCCAUGUUUGAUUAUUCGCAGGAAAACGGGUUCCUGUGA